AUUAACUCAAGGAAAUUUAAUCCAAGGUAGAAAGUGUCUCAAAUAUUAUGAGAUGAGGAUAAACAUAAAAGUUGCAGAGACUUCCAUGGAAUUCAAUGCCGUAUUCCCAAAUACUUUUCUUCUCAAGAGUUGCAGAGACUUCCCCUGAUCCUUUUUUAGCUACAAACUUUACUUCUGAAGAAUAUCUAAUAUUCUUAAAGAUCUGUUGCAGAGAGUUCCCUUAAUCAAUCCCUUGUUACCUACAAGAAAAGAAAAAAAAACAUGGCUGGUUUUGUUGGAGAAGCCGUUUUGUCUGGGUUCAUUCAGAAGUUGGUCGACAUGGUCGCCUCGCCGGAGCUGUGGAAGUACGCACGUGAAGAGCAAGUGGAUUCUGAACUGAACGAGUGGAAGAAAAUAUUGAUGAAGAUCUACGCAGUGCUCCAUGACGCGGAGGACAAGCAGAUGACAAACCCCCUGGUGAAGAUGUGGCUACACGACCUCAGAGACUUGGCUUAUGAUGUAGAGGACAUCUUGGAUGAAUUCGCCACCCAAGCUUUGCGACGCAACUUGAUCGUGGCUCAACCCCAACCGCCCACUGGUACUGUUCAGAGCAUUUUCUCUUCUUUGUCUACUAGUCUCACUUUGAGUGCUGCUUGGUCCAAUUUAAGUAUGGGUUCCAAGAUAGAGGAGAUCACUGCCAGAUUGCAAGAUAUUUCAGCCCAAAAAAAGCACCUGGAUUUAAGAGAUGUUUCUGCUGGUUGGUCUGGUAGAAAGAGACUACGGAGACUGCCAUCCACUUCUUUGGUGAUAGAAUCUCGUAUUUACGGCAGGGAAACAGAAAAAGCAGCCAUACUUGCCAUGCUGCUCAAGGAUGAUCCAAGUGAUGAUGAAGUCUGCGUGAUCCCUAUCGUCGGCAUGGGAGGUAUAGGCAAAACUACUCUUGCUCAACUUGCGUUUAAUGACGAUAAAGUGAAGGAUCAUUUUAAUUUGCGAGCUUGGGUCUGUGUUUCCGAUGAUUUUGAUGUUUUGAGGGUGACCAAAACUAUUCUGCAAUCACUUUCUCCACAUACACGUUAUGCCAACAAUCUUAAUUUGCUUCAGAUUGAGCUCAGGGAGAAACUUUACCGGAAGAAAUUUCUUCUUAUCUUGGACGACGUUUGGAAUGAGAAUUUUGAUGAAUGGGAUAUUUUGUGCAUGCCGAUGAGAGCCGGAGCGUCAGGUAGUAAGCUUAUUGUCACAACCCGUAAUAAAGGGGUUGUAUCUGUUACCGGAACUUGUUCAGCUUAUCCCCUUCAGGAGUUAUCAUAUGAUGAUUGUCUAUCUUUAUUCACCCGACAAGCAUUAGGGGCAAGAAACUUUGAUGCUUAUCCACACCUGAAAGAAGUUGGAGAGGAGAUAGUCAGAAGGUGCAAAGGCUUGCCUUUGGCAGCAAAGGCGCUUGGUGGCAUGUUGCGCAAUCAACUAAAUCGCAGAGCAUGGGAAGAUAUAUUAAAAAGCAAGAUAUGGGAUCUCCCGGAGGAGAAAAGUCAUAUUCUUCCGGCCCUCAAGCUAAGCUACCAUCAUCUUCCUUCUCAUUUGAAGCGGUGUUUUGCUUAUUGCUCGAUAUUUCCAAAAGACUAUGAAUUCGACAAAGAUGAAUUAAUCCUAUUAUGGAUGGCAGAAGGUUUUCUGCAACAACUAAAGGGAGACAACCAGCCUGAGAAGUUAGGUUGUGAGUACUUUGAUGAUUUAUUCUCAAGGUCAUUUUUUCAACAGUCAACUCAAAAUUCAUCUCAAUUUUUAAUGCAUGAUCUUAUUAACGAUCUAGCUCAAUCUAUUUCCGGAGACAUAUGCUUUAAUUUUGAUGAUGAGUUAGAGAAUAAUAAGCAAUCCACGGCUGUUUCAGAGAAGGCUCGUCAUUUGUCAUUCAAUCGUCAACGUUACGAGAUGAUGAGAAAAUUCGAAGCGUUUCAUAAGGCUAAGUGUUUGCGGACGUUAGUUGCUUUGCCACUCACUACAUUUUCUACAUAUUUCAUUUCAAGUAAGGUGCUAGAUGACCUUUUAAAAGAAAUGAAAUGUUUGCGGGUAUUGUCAUUAAGCGGUUAUUUCAUAAGUGAGAUGUUACCAAAUUCCAUAGGCGGUUUGAAACAUCUGCGCUAUUUGAAUUUAUCUGAUUCUUUGAUGAAUAGGUUACCCGAUUCAGUGGGUCAUCUUUAUAAUUUGCAAACACUGAUAUUACGCAAUUGCUAUAGACUUGUUGAGUUGCCUAUGGGAAUUGGAGGCCUCAUCAACCUUCGACAUGUUGAUAUUUCUGGUGCAGUUCAACUACAGGAGAUGCCCCCUCAAAUGGGAAACUUAACCAAUUUGCAAACAUUAUCCGACUUUAUUGUGGGCAAAGGUAGCAGGUCGGGUGUCGAAGAAUUAAAGAAUUUGUUGGGUCUCCAAGGAAAGCUUUCCAUUUCAGGGUUGCAUAAUGUGGUAGAUAUUCAAGAUGCAAGGAGUGUUAAUUUACAGAAGAAGCAGAACAUCAAAGAGUUAACACUGAAAUGGAGCAGUGAUUUUGGUGAAUCAAGAAAUAAAAUGAAUGAGAGGCUUGUUUUAGAGUGGCUACAACCUCAUAGAAAUCUGGAAAAGCUCACCAUUGCAUUCUAUGGUGGACCAAACUUUCCAAGUUGGAUAAAGAAUCCCUCAUUCCCUUUAAUGACACACUUGGUUCUCAAGAAUUGCAAGAUAUGCACAUCGUUACCGGCUCUCGGCCAAUUAUCCUUACUCAAAAACUUGCAUAUCGAAGGGAUGAGUGAAGUUAGAACCAUAGAUGAGGACUUUUAUGGAGGGAUUGUCAAGUCUUUUCCAUCCUUGGAGUUUCUGAAGUUUGAAAAUAUGCCAACAUGGAAAGAUUGGUUUUUUCCAGAUGCAGAUGAACAAGUGGGACCAUUUCCAUUCCUUCGAGAACUUACAAUAAGGAGAUGCUCAAAGCUAGGAUUUGCAUCUCUUGGUGAAUUAAGUUUAGAAGAAUGUGAAGGGGUGGUGUUCAGAAGUGGGGUUGAUAGUUGUCUUGAGACAUUAGCUAUUGGACGGUGUCACUGGCUUGUAACGUUGGAGGAGCAAAUGCUACCUUGCAAACUUAAAAUUUUGAAAAUACAAGACUGUGCUAACCUGGAGGAGCUGCCAAACGGAUUGCAAAGUCUCAUAUCUCUCCAAGAGUUGAAAUUAGAGAGGUGCCCCAAACUGAUUUCAUUUCCAGAGGCCGCUUUGUCACCCUUGCUCAGAUCUCUGGUGCUGCAGAACUGCCCAUCUCUCAUAUGCUUUCCAAAUGGUGAGCUGCCCACCACGCUCAAGCAUAUGAGGGUUGAAGAUUGUGAAAAUUUGGAGUCUCUACCAGAGGGAAUGAUGCACCACAAGUCCUCUUCCACUGUAAGCAAAAACACUUGUUGCCUUGAAAAAUUGUGGAUAAAGAAUUGUUCCUCUCUCAAGUUCUUUCCAACAGGAGAGUUACCCUCCACCCUUGAGCUCCUUUGUAUUUGGGGAUGCGCAAACUUGGAGUCAAUAUCAGAGAAAAUGUCACCCAAUGGCACAGCUCUUGAAUAUUUAGACAUAAGGGGCUAUCCAAAUCUGAAAAUCCUACCAGAAUGCCUUACAAGCCUCAAGGAGCUCCACAUAGAAGAUUGUGGAGGUCUGGAGUGUUUUCCAAAAAGAGGGUUGUCAACCCCCAACCUCAUGCACCUUCGUAUUUGGAGAUGUGUGAAUCUCAGGUCCCUUCCACAGCAAAUGAAAAACCUCACAUCUGUUCACACUCUCAGCAUACGGGGUUUUCCAGGAGUGGAAUCCUUUCUAGAAGGGGGUUUGCCCCCCAAUCUAACAUCACUUUACGUUGGAUUGUGUCAGAAUCUGAAAACACCCAUAUCUGAAUGGGGACUCCUUACCCUCACCUCUCUUUCUGAAUUGUCCAUUUGUGGAGUGUUUCCCAAUAUGGCUUCUUUUUCGGAUGAAGAGAGUCUGCUUCCUCCAUCUCUGACCUAUCUUUUCAUCAGUGAACUGGAAUCUUUAACCACCCUGGCUCUCCAAAAUCUGGUGUCUCUUACUGAACUAGGUAUUGAUUGUUGCUGCAAGCUCAGUUCCUUGGAGUUGCCUGCAACACUUGGAAGACUUGAAAUCACUGGUUGUCCUAUUAUAAAAGAAAGCUGCUUAAAGGAGAAGGGAGGAUACUGGCCCAACUUCUCCCACAUCCCCUGCAUUCAAAUAGAUGGCUCAUACAUCCAUUGAAAGAUAGUAGACUCAGAUUGAAAUACAUUUUUCUCUUGUCAAGAAGGAUAGAUCCAUUCAUCUUUAUGCUUACUUUAGUCAAUCAGGUACAACCCACUUCUGCUUUUCUAGGCUUUUUUUACUUUCCAAUAUUUAAACCAAUUGUCUUGGAUUUAGUCCAAAUUUUUUACACAAAUAAAAGUUCUGUAGAGAAGAUGAAAGUAAGUAAACCUAUAAUUCAGAUGAUGAAACCUAUGAUAGCAUUUAAGUUUAGUAUUACUUUUCGAAAUGGUUCUUACUCUGUAAAUAUUUACUUUGUCAUUUUAUUUUGUCCUUGAAACUAUUUCAAGAGAUCCAAUCAUUCUGAAAUUUUAUGUAAUUAUUUCUCUUCAUAAUACUGGUGAAGUUGUAACCAAUUUCUGUUCUUGCCUUGUAGAUUCAGAGGGAUAAUGCUUGGUAGAGAUGUGGCAGGAAGCACAGGGUGAAGAUGACAGAAGAUCUUUGACAGAAGUUACUCACUGGGGUGGGUUCUUCUCUCACUUAUUGUCUCUUCAACUGUGUCCUUUUUAUUUUUAUAAUUGUUGGUAGACUUGUAUAGUGAUUUGAAAAAUGCUUUGCAAUGAUCAUUUAUAAAUAUUUACAUUGUCAUGUCACUAAGUCUUUGAUGGUAUUUCAAGAAAUUGUUCAUUGUUGCUCACUUCAAAUUUCUAUCCAAACAUCACUCAUUCAACCACAGAGUGUCAUUAUGAACUGAAGCUAUGUAUAAACUAUCUUGAACGAGCUCAUUUUGAUUGAUAAUGUUAGUGUAGUUCUUGCUAAUUCUUUUCCUGCUAAUGUGACUGCCAAUUUUCAUUCUAAAUUCAUGGGGUUCUGGCUUGACAAGGAUGUUGCAGAGGUAAACAGGUAUGUCUCCCUUAGAGUUCUGGUUUCCCUAGUGUAGAGAUGAAAGCAAACUAAUAGGUAUGUCUCCCUGUUCAGAAUAUGUGGCUUCCCAUUUCAUUGGCCCCAUAUUGGUUUGGCCUUCAGAAAAUAAAUGAAAUUUCUUCUCAACAUGUAGGAUGAAAAAAAUAUGGUGAAUUUCUAUGACUGGUGCAAUUGAUUUUUAAUUUCUCACAAGAUUUUUCAUUGAUGUUUCAUUUAGAGGUGGAUAUCGACUGUAGUUAUGGCUUGGCAUUCUCUCUUUGCUUUUCAUGCUGCUGUUAAUCCUCUGUUUCACACAAACAGAGUCAUUUUUCUAGAUGAAGUAACGUUGGCAUUCUGUUGUUUUUGCAGUGUGAUUAACCCUAAUUUUACACAUAUACAGUCCCAUCCACAGAUCCAUGAAUUGUACUACAGGUUUAUUUGUGCAAGGUUAUACUGCUUUUGUUUUGAGUUCAAGCCAGUCUUAAGAAGAUUGGAGAGGGCAUUAAACAAACCUUCUGGCUGACUCUGGAUGUAUACUAUAGUAUCUUAAGAAAGGUGCCUACAUAUUUAUUGACCACCUAAUCUCUGGUCCUUGGGCUGCCUGCAAUACUUAGAAGGCUUAGCACAGGUUGUCCUAUUCUAAAAGAAAUGUGCUUAUAAGAGAACUACAUUGCCCACAUCCCCUUUAUUGAUAUAGAUAUUAGAUAUAUCCAUUUACUGUCCCAGCCAUAUCCUCUCUUGCUUCCAAUCAGGCACGGGCUUUCAUAUCAUAAAUAUUAGCAAUUUUCUUCAAACUCUACUUUCCCUACUCAAAAUAACAAAAGCAGAGACCACUCUUACUUAUUUUAAACUGGGUAUGUCUGCCCAUUCAUUUAAAUUGGGUAUGUUUUGCCAUGAUGUAGGUUUUGACAAAGGAAAGGGCUGCCUGCAACACUCCCAAUGCUUGAAUCAAGAAAUUUCAUAUUCUAAAAACUGAUGGUAAGAGGACGUGGGGAGAUUGCAUCUUUUGUAGGAGAGCAGGUUUGGAUUAGAAUGCCUCAGUGGUCUUGAAAGUCUGGAGAUCUGGUAGUGGAAUGGACUUGUACCCUUUGGACUUUAAAGCAGCAGGGCUGCUUGGCAAUCUUAAAUAUUUGCAAUUGGAAGACUGGGCUAACCAGAAGAAGCAGAAGACUGCAGUUUAGCCUCCAACCUUACAUCACUUUAUAUGGGAGAUCAUGUGAAUCUGAAGCUGCCAUUAUCUGAGUAGGGCCUCCACAGGCUCACUUCUCUUUCAUCAUUUGUACAUUUCUGGUGUAUGUCCAGCUCUGGCUUCUCUAUCAGAUGAUGACUAUCUUUUUCCCACAACUGAGCAAUUUUUUUAUUCGUAAACUGGAUUCCAUCGCAUCUGUGGCUUUCAAAAACCUGCGUUCUCUUGAAACUAUAUCCAUCUAUAGGUGUCCUAAGCUCUGGUCCAAAGGGUUGACUGAAAAACUUUCGAGGCAUGACCUCAAUACUACAUGAUUAUCUGCUUUCUUCAA
Molecule: messenger RNA, 6620 nt
Organism: Vitis vinifera (wine grape)
Lineage: Eukaryota; Viridiplantae; Streptophyta; Magnoliopsida; Vitales; Vitaceae
Product: putative disease resistance RPP13-like protein 1
Exons: 2
Coding region: 262-4221 (1319 amino acids)
Biological process (GO): defense response to other organism
Molecular function (GO): ADP binding
Source: RefSeq, a predicted model, not a curated record